Schizosaccharomyces cryophilus OY26 is the source of this 2772-nucleotide messenger RNA. Its product is annotated as sister chromatid cohesion protein/DNA polymerase eta Eso1. The record is from RefSeq and is a predicted model, not a curated record. Gene Ontology annotation, molecular function: damaged DNA binding; DNA-directed DNA polymerase activity. Lineage: Eukaryota; Fungi; Ascomycota; Schizosaccharomycetes; Schizosaccharomycetales; Schizosaccharomycetaceae. The transcript has a single exon. The coding region runs from base 105 to 2696 and encodes 863 amino acids. Gene Ontology annotation, cellular component: site of double-strand break; replication fork; nucleus. Gene Ontology annotation, biological process: error-prone translesion synthesis; response to radiation.
CCUAUUCCCACCACUGUUCUUUCAAUGAAAAUUGUUCUAGUAUUCAGGAACAUUAUACACUCGUUUUCUAUACGUUUCUAAGUCUAGUAAAAGUAAUGAACUGAAUGGAAAGUAGGAAAAGCAAGUUUUGUUGGAGAGAUUUGGAGUACUGUGAUAAACCUGCGUCUCGAAGUUGCCCAUUGAGGGUAGUAGCUCAUAUCGAUCAGGAUGCAUUUUAUGCUCAAGUGGAAAUUGUGAGAUUAGGAAUUAGUCCAUCUACUCCUUUUGCUGUUCAACAAUGGCAAGGCCUUAUUGCUGUCAAUUAUCCAGCUCGUGCAGCAAAUGUCUCAAGACAUGAAACCAUCACAGAAGCCAAGAAAAAGUGUCCUGAACUUCAAGUUGCACACGUGAAAACUUGGAAGGCGGGCGAUACAGAAGCCAAGUAUCACGAAAAUCCGGAUCCGAGUAACUUUAAGGCUUGCUUAGAUCCAUAUAGACAUGAAAGUGUCAAAAUUUUAAACAUCAUAAAAAAGCAUGCACCUAUCGUGAAGAAGGCUAGUAUUGAUGAAUGUUUUAUUGAACUCACGGCUGAAGUGAAAAGACUUAUUUUGGAGGACUACCCUUUUUUAAAGACAUCGCCAGAAAACUUGGAAACACCCCUUCCAGCUGCUCCGGUGCUCCUGUGGACUCAGGAUUAUGGAUUGUUGAUUGAUAGACGAGAAGGUGAUACUAAUGGAGAAUAUGAACAGGACUGGGAUGAUGUCUUCCUUUAUUAUGCAGCGCGAAUAGUGAAAGAAAUCCGGGACGAUAUUUACAAAUCGCUACAUUAUACAUGUUCUGCUGGCGUCUCAUUUAAUCCAAUGCUUGCAAAGCUCGUUAGUUCUCGAAACAAACCGAAUAAACAAGCAGUUUUAUGUCGCAGUGGUAUAAAGGAUUAUCUUGGAUCGCUGAGCAUAACUGAUAUAAGAAUGUUGGGCGGUAAAUUUGGCGAAGAAGUGGUUCGGAUACUUGGGACAGACUCUAUUUCUGAUGUAUGGUCUAUGCAGCUUGAUGAUAUUAUGGGUAAGCUUGGACAGGUGAACGGUAGGCUUGUGUGGAACAUGUGUCAUGGCCUUGAUGAUACAGAAAUUACAACCCAAAUACAAAUAAAAUCUAUGCUUUCUGCAAAAAAUUUCAGUCACAAUAAACUGAAGGAUGAAAAUGCAGUUACUAAUUGGUUUCGUGUGUUUGGCUCCGAUUUACAUUCUAGGUUUUUGGAAUUAGAAGGUCUUCGAAGACCUAAGACUUUGUGUCUUCAUGCUCUCACUGGCUUUCUUCGUAAAUCACGUUCAACCCAGAUCCCUUUGGAUGCCGAUAUUACUGUGGAUUAUAUUGCGAAUCACUGCCUUAAGCUUCUUCGGCAACUUCAAGAUGAGUACGAUGUAUAUCCAAUCUCCCAUCUAUCAGUGAGUUUUCAGAACAUAGUAGAAAAUGAUAAGAGCUCGAGGGGUAUAGAAUCUUUUUUACGUCCUAGCAACAAAGUCACUCCAAAGCCGAUCCCUAUGUUAGAUGACAGCUCGAAGAUUCAUCUGGAUGCAAACAGUACACCUCCUUCGCAAUGUCUAACUGAAGAAAUGCCAGAAGAAGUAUCUCCUAAUAAGGAAAGGAGCGUUUUUGGAAUGUUUAAGGAUAUUUCGGAAAAUUCAAGUUCUGUUGCGCAAAAGUCAUAUACGUGUAAAGAAUGUGGACAUAAUAUUUCUUUUUCUCAGAAGAGAGAGCAUGAUGACUAUCACUUUGCUAUUAAUCUAUCACGCAAUGAAAGAUUAUUCGAACGACAGACAUCUUCUGCUGGUGCAGACAAGCCGGCAAAUUCUGCAAAAAGCAGGACAUAUGGACGAAAAACUGGUAAUAAACAUUUUAUUGCGCCUAUGGAUAGUCCAUCGCCAAAAAAAGCCUUCCUUGAUGCUUUUUUUACUGCAAACCAAAACACGCCAUCUACAUUGCGUAAAAAGACCAGUCCCAAUAACUCUUCAAAUUCUUCGAGUGCUACUCAAUUGCAUUUGGACCUGGGGUCAACUACUGUCACAUGUUCAGAAUGUCUCAUGGAGUACAAUAAAGCAACUGAAGAAGAUGUGGAUUUGCAUUCGCGUUUUCAUUCUCGUACACUAGGUGGUAUUGAUCUAAAUAUGCAAGCAGAGCCGAUUAAGAGACUUAGCUACUCUGUAAAUGGUGACUCAAUCUACAUGGUUACUGCCGAAAGUGCAUUGUUGGACCAGAAGAAAGCUGAGGACGCAGUAAACUUUGUUAAUGAAGAACUUUCCGGUGAACCCAUGGAAACUAUCGGAAUUGAUAAAUAUUCCAUUUUCUUAUUUAUGUCUGGGAAAAAAUGUAUCGGGCUUUUAUUAGCUGAGCGUAUAAAGUCCGCAUAUGUGAUCAGUGAAAAAGAAGAUGAAAAAACUUUUUUCUCAUCCGCUGUGUACAUCAAAGAGAACAAAUUAAAACAUGGAUUUAUUCUCGGAGUAUCAAGGAUUUGGGUUACUCCAUCACGUCGGAAACAAGGAAUUGCUCGCGCACUGUUAGAUUGCGCGACAUCUCAUUUUAUUUAUGGAUAUAAGAUUUCCAACAAGGAAAUUGCCUUUACUCAACCAAGUGAAAGUGGAAAACGGUUCAUUAUAUCCUGGAGUCGAGCUCAACAAGAAGAUAAAACAGGUGUACAAUAUGCUGUUUACGAAAGCUAAUAUAGAAAGAUAUUUGUCGCAAAGAUUUAUGGAUUAUAGUGUGUAUUGGUUUGUAAAUAAAUAUAUUCAUAAUUAC